CCUGAAUUAAGCCAACGUUACCAGUCAUAAACGCCAGUUGAUUACGUUCCCAUUAAGAAGGCAUAAUGGGUCGCCUAGUUGCGCAAGUUCCCAACGAGGACCCGGAACGCCUCAAGCGUGUUCUUGAUGCUAAAUGGCGCACUAUUGGGGUGGACAAGGAUGCGCUGGACCGUCAAGUGAAAGAGAAACAGGACAGGGAGCAGGCAGACAAGGACCGCGAUGAGGCCUUCGCUCGCCUUACCCAGUACUUCAAUGACCAGCUCACGCUCAUGCAGAACGAGGCGGACCAGAUACGUCAGGCCUACAACCGUGACACAGAAGCAUUCCGCCAACAGCAGCAGCUUAAGCACACCCGGCGGGAGUGGGACAUUAACCGGCCAGACGCUAAGCAGCUGGACCUGCCUGCACGCGUGGGUGACGACGACCCUCGACUGGGGCCCUCGUCCCUCCAAAAGUUUGACGGCGAGGACUUGACGGCGGGUGACCGCAAAGAUGCGCAGAUACAGCAGUGCGUGGACUGGUGGGCUGAGCAGACAGCCAUCAAGGAGGCCGUCACAGCUGCUGAGAGGGAGGCGGAGCUGGCGCACGCCGAGCUGGUCAAGUACCAGGACAUGCUGCAGCAGGCGGCCAAGAGCGAGGAGGACGCAGUUCGCCGUGAGCUCAACCGCGCUACGGCGGAUUACAACAAGCGGCAGGCGGAGGAGAAGAAGCUGCGCGAGAUCGCCGCCCGCCAGGCGGAGCUGGCGGCCAACAUGGCGGAGAUGGAGGCGACCAUCACCUCCAGCUUUAUGACGGAGGACCCGAACAUGGCCGCCUCCGCCCUGUCUCCGUUCCGUGUGCGGAAAGACCACUACAAGGGCAUGACGGAGACGGAGAGGAAGGCCAUCCUUGAUGCGCAGCUGGCCCAGAUGGAGGAGAAGAAGGCGCGCCGCGCGCAGGAGCAGCUGGAGAACAUGAUGUAUGCGCGGACGCAGCACGACAUUCAGCGAGCGCUGCAGGAGCAGGCGCAACGCGUCGAGGAGUUCCGAAAGGCGCAGCUGGACCGUGCGACGGACAUCCUGAAGAAGCAGGCAGCGGAGAAGCAAGAUCGCGACAAGCACUUGUCCACGCUCUACCGCAAUGCGAUAGCGCCGGAGUUCUUUACGCAGUUUGGCACCUCCCACCGAUGAUGUGUUCGGGGGAGCGGUGUGGAGGUCAUGCUUAGAUAGUGUUUUGUAUGUUUAGGCUGUGUGGGUUCUAGUUACCUACUUGUUAGACACGCAGGCAGCUUUAGGCGAGCACGGGUUCCCUGCUCAUGAGGUCAUGACGGAAGCUUAGUACCUACAACAUCCUCAGGACAGCGCAGGCAUCACAAUGUACAUAGGAUAGCACCAUAUAGCGUGUUUUACUAGUCACUGCAAUCGGCGCCGCAAAUGGCAUCGAGAAAAGUCUCGAAAAAAUCGCGACAUGUACGGAUCUUCGCGAAGACUUCUCUGUAACCGCCUCGUUAAAGAGUGCAGUGGUCGCUGGUUUCACUGUUCAGUUUUGCCCAACUCACUACAACAUUUCAUAAAGCACCUUGCAGCCAUGGCGGCCCGGCGUCUCAUUCCCCUGUUGGAUCGUGUGCUGGUGGACAAGGUGCAGGCAGCUACUAGGACCGCUGGUGGUGUCCUCCUUCCUGAGAGCGCUAUGCAGAAGGUGAACGAGGGCGUCGUCGUUGCUGUUGGGCCAGGCCGCCGCAGCAAGGAUGGAGACCUGCAUCCAGUGAGCGUCAAGGAGGGCGACAAGGUUCUGCUGCCGGAGUAUGGUGGCAGCCAAAUAAAGCUCGGCGACAAGGAGCUAUACCUCUACCGUGACGAGGAGCUGCUUGGCAUCCUUAAGGACUAAGCUUGCGGCGUGGCGGCGUAAUAGGCUAUGGAUGCUUCUCUCUGUGGCCUGUCAGCUUCUGGGGCCGUUUCGGGGUGCUUCCGGGCACUGGCAGAGUGGCAAUGAGAGGUGUACCCAGCUUCAACGCAGGCAUGGGGGAAGGUUACACGCCUUUGCAGGAAAGCUUGUGGGUGGGUUGUUGGGCACAUGCAUGGAAGCUUUUCCCCGGCCAGGUGGACUUAAGUAACGGGUAGCCGUGUAUGAAAGGAUGAAUCUUCCACUUAGGCACAGUUUCAUCCUCAUCGUGGCUGUUAGCUGGUGUCCUUGCCUGGGGUAGAUGCCGCUGGUUAAGGAGACUCGGACCAUUUCAUCGUAUAAGCUAUAACCUGCAAUUCAACAUACGAGGAUUGUGGUUGUAGAGCUUGGCCAUACCGGUAUGGCAAGCGGACAAUGUUUCGUGGGCCGGUGCAGUUGAUAUUUUUUUGCAGCGUUUGCAAUGCUGGCUGCCCGUCCUGACAAUGUGUGCUGGAGGAAUAUAGCUGAUGUACACAUGCUUUGCAUUAAUCCAACCUCCCAAAUCUCGUAUCAGGUUUCCACUGGCCUUAGCACGUUAGCAGACCCAUGGACCAGCACACAGUCAAUCCUUGUGUCUAGCAACGGCAGCAUUCUGGGGACGUUAGGUUGUAUGCAAUGGAAUGCCUGAAACCCUUUGGUACAGCAAUGGUGUUGUAUACUAGAACGCUAGCUUGGGCUAACCUGCGCGUCGUACGAAAAAGUGAUCAUCAGUCUCACAGUGGUGCAGCCUGACACACCAUGCUUUCGGGUAAAGGUCUGAAGUACAAUUGGCAUUGGUAGCGAAACCACUGUGGUGCAGCGGAGUCCUAACACCUCGAACAUCUUUGCAUCCUGUACUGUAAUACUCAGCCUCGAUGUCGAGUUUGAGAUAAGCAAACGAGAAUUGGCUAGCCCUGUUUUGGCGCUGACAUUUGCUUUAUCCACGUUUACAAAAGCCGUCGAGCGUCAUUGCGUCCGGUUGCGACGAUGCACCAUUUGCUAUUGCCGCCGGAGGAAGGAGCUCACGAACUAUCAGAUGAAGGCGCUGCACGGGUAGAAGAGGAUCCAGAUUUAGCUCCCGGCCAUGACUGCUGCGCUGUGUGCGCUGGCCCCUGCGAGCCUGGUCUACAGUGUACCAUGUGCAAGGGCGUGCGCUACUGCUGCGCUCAGCACCUGACCGAUGACGCGCCACGCCAUGUGGCGGUGUGCCCCACGCUGAGCUGCAUGCGCCAAGCGGACGAUGCUUUGGAGCGUCAGCAGGAGGAGGCGCCGGCGGCUGAUAAUGCCACAUCGGAGCCAGAAGGUGCCUCACGCGACGGUACGGCAGCGUCCCCAACCCUUGCAGGCGAGGAGGAGGCCGCCUGGUCCCCGCCUGGUGAGGAGGGCAGCUGGGGACUCGUGAUGCCAGACAGGUUCUUGGCCGUGUACCCCCGUGAGGCUGGUGAAGAGGGGGAGGAAGCAGCCGGGGCGCAGGAGCCGCCGAGGAAGAGGGCGCGGAGGGCUGGCACUGGUCCUGGAGGCAACCCGUCAAACGGUGUCAGUGGCGCUGCUGAGGCUUCCCAGCCGCAGUCCGCAGCCAACCCAGCCGCAGCCCUGCCAGAUGAGGCCCGACUGUUGCAGCUGGCUUCGGAGCUCGCGGAGCGCACCGCCGUCCUGAGCUACGCCUAC
Messenger RNA from Astrephomene gubernaculifera, 3567 nucleotides. The record is from the annotation of a GenBank genome assembly. Lineage: Eukaryota; Viridiplantae; Chlorophyta; Chlorophyceae; Chlamydomonadales; Astrephomenaceae.